AUCUAUUUCUGUGGUCCCAGUUAUCUGUGACAGUCUUCAGGAAUGGUCCGGACUAUAUUACAACCUCUUCCCUCCCCCAGAAGCUGUGCUAAAGUAACAGCUGAUGUCAGUCCUGCUUAAAGACACACACACAUAUGAACACACAUGCACACAGACCACACUGGCUACUCGGUCAAAGAGAGCCAGCCAAAGGGGAGUAGGGCUCCUGCACCUUCCUCUCCCUGCGACACAUCAGCACUUGGCACAGAGGAGGCUCCAUACCACGCUUCACAAAUCCACAAUCCAAGCCUUUAAUCCCAAGUUACAGCAGACUUAAAAGGGGAGGGCAGUUAUCUAACUCUCUCAGCACCCCCAUGUGCCUGCUUGGAUCAUGGAGCUGCACUGCCUUCCUACUGAUACCCCCACCACAGCCAGCUCCUGCUCCACGGAUCCCCCGUACGACAACUGCCCACCUUUUGGCCAGCGAGAGAGAGCCAGGGAGAAGGAAAUGGAGAGUGGAGUUGUGUGCCCUGCUGUAACCAGACUCCCAGGCCCCCAGAGCCCACUGCCUGGUCUGGCCCCAGCUGUGGCUGAGGUUCAGACAGUGGUCGGUGGGGGAAGAGGGCCUGGCAUUUGGCCAGCUCACAGCUACUGCAACUGUAAAGAAGGCCUGGGAAGACAGGCCUGGGAAGCAGAGCUAAGCAGAGGCAUAAACACAGCAAGAGGAGGAGACAGAGGAGGAGAACAGGGGUGUAGCUGGGGAGUUCAUGUGAACCAAAGCCCAAGCCCAUCACAGAGUGAGGAGCACCGGAGCGCUCUGUCUCUGUAUGAUAAUCUCCCUGAUGCUGAAACAUCAAACAGCCUCCAGGACUUUGACACAGAAACAAGCCUCCAGGAACACUUGCAGGAGCAGAUGCACAAAGCUGUAGCAUCCAAACAAAUCCAGGGAUCGAUGGAGGACGACUGUGCGACUGAAAAGAUGCUCAGUAAAAGAUGUUCUAGCAACCAGGACCAGAAACCAGACCAAGAUGAGGAGCAUGAACCGGAGCUAGAGCUGGACUCAGGAUCCUGUAGAUUAACAGAAGGGGACCUGAUGCAGCAUCACCACCUCCCUACGUCGCUUCCUCCACAUCUUACACAAAAUUCCACUCAGAUGCGUCAAACCAAGUGUCACGACCCACCGCUGUGGCCUCCGGCUGAUGUCAAACAGCCAAAACAGACAUCGUCUCCCAGAGUGCCCCCUCCAUUACCCCUGGCAGACCCCUCUGCCAGUGCUUUACGCAGCCUCCUCACCAGCCUGCAGCACCAGAUAAUGAAGCAGAGAGAAGAAUAUGAAGCACGGAUAAUCAGUCUGGAGCAGAGAAAUGAAGAGCUACAGAUGGAGGUAGUUCGUCUGAAAACAAACCUCGCACAGCAGCGGCACUGGUACCAGGUUGUGCAGGCGAAGAUCGUGGAAUCUGAACGGGCACGGGCUGCCGCGGAAGCACACAACACCACGAUGCAGAGGGAGAUGGAGCAGUUUUUCGACAUCUUUGGAGAGCUCAACAACGAGGAAAAGAAAACAGAACACAUUGUGCAGAGCUUUUGAGAAAGCUUAUGAUACGAGCAGUGAGUGCAAAGAGUAGGAAAUAAAUGCACAAGAUGAGCUGGUCAUUACACUCUAACGAGGGUCUUUUAUCACUAUGUCACUAAUAAAGCAAUGUACAGUCAUUUCCUCAUGAAGAAUCUGAGAAUUGCACAAAACAGCAUCAAAGAAAGAAAAAUAAUCACUGAUGUCCACUUUAUUAGCUGAGUAUGGGCAAAAGAUGUUGGCCAAAAGGUCAUAUUGUGGUCAUUGCAAUCACAGAGGACAUCUCUGGAAAUAAAAGGAGGAACAAACCGAGAUGUACAGUGUAUACAAUGGAGUAUUUUCUUUUAAAAACAUAGGAAACACAUGAGAUAACCUGAGCAACGUGAUGCUCAGUCCUUAUCUGCUAAGAUUUGGAGAGUUGGAUGGCCACUCCUCAGGUCAUUUAAGGCAUGACUGAAAGAAUAAGGUCAUGGUUGUGUACAACAUAGUGCAUAAGUUCUCCAUAGUGUCUUCUUUCUGCAUGUCCAUCACAUGUGCAAUCAGUUAUGAAAAAAAAGUUUAAAAAAAAAAGAACAAAGUGGGGGGCGCAGUAUC
Messenger RNA from Haplochromis burtoni (Burton's mouthbrooder), 2143 nucleotides. RefSeq lists its product as uncharacterized. Lineage: Eukaryota; Metazoa; Chordata; Actinopteri; Cichliformes; Cichlidae. The transcript is spliced from 2 exons. The record is from RefSeq and is a predicted model, not a curated record. Bases 371 to 1567 code for a protein of 398 amino acids.